AUGAAGAGGGAGGUGAAACAAAAAGCUGGGCUUACGAAUCCCAAUGAAAGGAUGGGGAACUGUCUCCGAAGAGGAUUCAGCUGGCCAAAGGACACCCAAGAGGAGUACAAGAAGCCGAAAACUGGAAAACUAAAACAGAAAAAGUCCAGACAAGUAAUAAAGAGAAGAAAGAAAGAGUUCCACAAGGAAAGUGAAGAAAUUUCACCUUCUUACCAUCAGGGAAGCCAUGAAGACCAUGCAAAGGAGCCGCUCUAUGCCUUCAUCGUGCACGUGCCUGAAAGAACGCCUUCCAUAAACUCCACGGAGGCUGACUAUGAGAAUGUUGGCCCCAAAGAUAAGAGGACCAAACAGCUGGCUCCUGGGCCUGAGACUGAAUACGCUGUCCUUAGGGUCCCUUCUAACCCCCGGCCUUCCGGCAGCAUCCAGGACGAGGAAUAUGAACUUAUCAUGCAUUGCCCAUCCCCGUUACCCAUCCCACUUCAACCUGAUGAAUUCGGGGAAUCUGAAUAUAUAGAAAACUCCAAGAAAUGGAAAAGAAGGUAA
This is a messenger RNA of Trichosurus vulpecula (common brushtail), 543 nucleotides long. It is a transcript of the gene GCSAM, whose product is annotated as germinal center associated signaling and motility. The record is from RefSeq and is a predicted model, not a curated record. Lineage: Eukaryota; Metazoa; Chordata; Mammalia; Diprotodontia; Phalangeridae. Gene Ontology annotation, biological process: regulation of B cell receptor signaling pathway; negative regulation of lymphocyte migration.